AUGUCGAAACUUUCUAAACUGCCUAAAGCACGAGACCUCAUGAAGAUGUACGGAAUACGCGCGCAGGAAAACCUAAGCCAGAAUUUCAUAUUUGAUAAGAAUGUAACUGAUAAAAUAGUUGCUAAGGCUGGUAUCAAACAGAGUGACUCUUUGGUUGUUGAAGUUGGGCCGGGCCCCGGUAUUCUCACUCGUUCUAUAAUAGACACCGGAGUCAAAAAUAUCGUUGCAGUAGAAAAAGAUAAGAGAUUUAUGAGCAGUCUAUCUCUGCUGUCAGAAGAGAGUGACGAUGUCUUGAAAGUUCUUGAAGGUGACAUAAUGACCACAGACCAUCAACAAUUUCUUCAAUAUCUGAAAGAAGCAGAUCACGAAGCUAUCCAUUUGAUUGGCAAUCUUCCAUUCAACAUAGCAACCCCGCUACUUAUGCAAUGGAUAUCAAUGACAUCUAAAAGGUCGGGAAUUUUUAGAAAAUCAAAUAUUACCAUGACCUUGAUGUUUCAAAUGGAAGUUGCAGAUAGAAUAGUAGCAGUCAAAUCAACGCCAUCCAGAUGCAGACUGUCAGUAAUGGUGCAGAGCGUAUGUGAGGCAAAAAGAGUUUAUCAAGUGCCAAGUAAAGUGUUUAUUCCAAAACCGGAUAUAAAUGCUGCUGUGGUCAGCUUGAAACCAUUGACAGAACCAAUGUUACAAUCUCCGAUAGAAUCGCUCGAACAAGUAUCCAGAUACUUUUUCAACCAGAAAAGGAAAACUAUUCGAGCAACCUUCAA
Paraglomus brasilianum is the source of this 761-nucleotide messenger RNA. The record is from the annotation of a GenBank genome assembly. Lineage: Eukaryota; Fungi; Glomeromycota; Glomeromycetes; Paraglomerales; Paraglomeraceae.